Molecule: messenger RNA, 621 nt
Organism: Penaeus monodon (black tiger shrimp)
Lineage: Eukaryota; Metazoa; Arthropoda; Malacostraca; Decapoda; Penaeidae
Exons: 5
Coding region: 1-615 (204 amino acids)
Source: RefSeq, a predicted model, not a curated record
AUGACCUUGAGAUUUGGACACAUUCCAAAUCGUGCCUUUCGAGUCAAAUUUGCCUCUUCAACCUCCUCAUUGUUUCCUCAGUAUGAAGGUGUCCCACAAGGGACAUUAUUCCUGUAUUACCACCAAGUAUCUGAUCCUCCCUAUAUAUUUGUUUUAAGCACAGAAGCAAGGUGUGAAGGCAACAAUUUUCCAGGGAAAUUUAAAGCAGUCCUCAUGGGCCCAAUUAAACAGCAAAAUGCAGUGGGGCCCGGACAGGAUGUUUUGCCCCUGGACUCAACGAAUUGGUUGGGCCCCGUCACUUUUACUCUGGACAAUGCGUUUGUCAAAGAAUUUCGUGAUACAGAGAAUGAACAUGCUCAUGCAGUACUGAGGUCUUUACCAGCCUAUAGUGCAACUACAGUUGCUUGUGGUGAUAGUUUUAGUCAUAUAUUUCAUCAGUACCAUGCACUUCCUCUUUCUAAUUUGGAUUGGGAGAGAUGUAGUGCAGAGGAAGUGGCAAAUGGAUUCAUUGCUAUGUCCCAGCAGUGUCUGCAUCGUCCAAUGGAUCUAGAAGAUUCUCAGCACUCUGGACUUUGUACUGUACUUACAGAUAGAUUAGCCCACCUUAAAAUGUAAACAGGU